Molecule: messenger RNA, 1211 nt
Organism: Clonostachys solani
Lineage: Eukaryota; Fungi; Ascomycota; Sordariomycetes; Hypocreales; Bionectriaceae
Source: the annotation of a GenBank genome assembly
AUUCUACGACUUCAAGACAGACGCAUCGUCCUGCUGAGACAUCUCGAGAUGCAUGGAUGUGGAAGGGGGUCCGAAGACAUGAAGUGUUGGGCACAAUUAAUGCCUCGGAGUUGAAUCUGUGGCCAGAUGCGGGAAAAGUGUCAAGCUCACCAGGGUGUGAUUUGAUAUGUAGUUACAACUGGCAGAUUGGAGGUGCAGAGAUUAUAAGUCCCGGAUGCAUGCCGAAAUGGAAGGAGAUUGACCUGCCUGUUAGUCUUACACGGACUAGAAGACACCGUCCCCGCUCUACCGAUAAAGUCUACAUGCCUCGCCAUUCAUUUGAACCGCUUUUUAUAGCUGUGGAGGUGAUGAAUCCCGGCCUCCGAUUCAACGAUGUUGACAUUAUUUGCAAUCGAAAUAGUCUGAGGAACCUGUUAUUAUUUUGCAGCCAGAAAUUCCUAGAAAGUUUCCGGGUCAACCUUCUGGUGGUCAACAAUACUCUGUUCAUUGAAAGAUGCGAGCGUGAUGCAUCGACAAUGAUUCGAGCUUCAUACGAUCAUGGAUUCGGUCGAGUGUUUGAGAGUGCUUGCACAACCUACCCCGAGGGAUUGGAAGCCAGUUCUUCUCACCACUCGGUUUUGCGAUAUCCUUUGGGCGACUUGAAUUGUAUCGUCCGUUUUGAAGUCGAUGCUUCUUAUCAUGAGGACCGAGAGCCGGGAGGUUCGGGAUCAACAAACAUGAUAGUGGAUCUUGGUUCCCAGUCUUUAUGUUCCCGAAUGGAAAACCUCUCGACAGACUGCUCACAAUCACCAGACCUUGGAACCAUCCAUGCAGCUGAGUCAAUGAGGCAGGCUGGGUUAAGGCAUCAGACGACAGCAGCCGAAAUCAAAACCGGUAGUCAACUCAACCCUCCGAACAAAUACAUGCAGCAGCUCUGGUUUGGGCGAACCCCCCGGCUGAUUCGUGGCGUCCAUUCCAAUGGCACAUUUCACAAGGUGGUGGUCACUAAUGUUUUGGCCUCGUUCAAAAAAUGGGAGGAGGAUCACCAGACGCAGCUGCAAAAGUUGGUGGUCACGCUCAAGCAGCUGCGUAGCAUCGCUCAAGGUCUUGGCGGAGGUAACUGUGUUGCCAUAUUCGAGAAAUCGUCUGAUUCUCGAACUCUCAGGGUUUUCAAGGCAGCCGAGGAGAAGAAAGCAUUGCCGGAAGACAUGAUGGUGAAAUUUUGGGGGCGG